This is a messenger RNA of Syzygium oleosum, 1331 nucleotides long. Its product is annotated as heat stress transcription factor C-1-like. Lineage: Eukaryota; Viridiplantae; Streptophyta; Magnoliopsida; Myrtales; Myrtaceae. Gene Ontology annotation, biological process: regulation of transcription by RNA polymerase II. Gene Ontology annotation, cellular component: nucleus. Gene Ontology annotation, molecular function: DNA-binding transcription factor activity; RNA polymerase II cis-regulatory region sequence-specific DNA binding. The transcript is spliced from 2 exons. The record is from RefSeq and is a predicted model, not a curated record. Bases 113 to 1162 code for a protein of 349 amino acids.
CACCGUUUCAAAGAAAACUUUGCCUUGAUUCAUAGCAACUGAAACAACGUAUUUUCCUUUCUUCUUCUUCUUCUUCUUCUUUUGUUUCUAGUUGUGUUUGGCAGCUUGAUAGAUGGAGAGCGGGGACAACGCGGUGGCGCCGUUCGUCGCGAAGACCUACCACAUGGUCAGCGACCCGACGACGGACGAUCUGGUCAGGUGGGGCAGGGCCAACAACAGCUUCAUCGUGACGGACCCUCUUGGGUUCUCCCUCAGGAUCUUGCCCGCUUACUUCAAGCACGGCAAUUUCUCGAGCUUCGUUCGCCAACUUAACACCUAUGGUUUUAAGAAGGUCGAUCCGGACAAGUGGGAGUUUGCCAAUGAACACUUUCUCCGGGGCCAAACUCAUCUUUUGAGCAAGAUAGCGAGGAGGAAGAAUAACCCCAUAAACACUGCUCAUCCGGAGACUGUGAACAGUAAUGGAGAAGUGGAAGAUGAAGACGUGGCCAUGGAGAUAAGCAGGUUGAGACAAGAGCAAAGGACAUUGGAGCAGGAGCUUGAAGGCAUGAGCAAGAGGCUAGAGGCCACAGAGAGGAGGCCACACCAAAUGAUGGAGUUCUUGCACAAGAUUGUGGAGGACCCACAGUUGAUUCCAAGGAUGAUGCUUGAGAAAGAUAGGACGAGGCAACUGCUGUGUGAGAAGAAGAGGAGAUUGUUGAAAUCAUCCUCUUCCUCUAACUUAUCGCCAUCGCCGUCGGCGUCGCCAUCGUCGUUUUCUUCCUUCUCUAGGGCACCGGAUAUGUCCAAUUCUAUCAUGGAUGAAGAAGAGAAGGAUGACAGGCGGACCCAUUUACGGCCACCGCAGGAUACCAACAUUAUUGUGCCCAACUGGCACGGUGCUAAUGCAAGUCUAGGGGUGCCGAGGUGGGAGGUCGUGAGCGCGGGUCGAGUUGCUGGCGUGGCAUGCGAGCCUAAAAUGGCUAAUUGGUCGCUUCCGCCGGCUGCCGGAGCAGGUGGCGGAGAUGACGGAGCUGGGGCAGUGUUGCCCCAUCAACUUGGCUCGAGCGAAUUUGGCGGUGGCAUCGAUAGUGGUUGGGAGUCGGGGUACAUCGGAGACGCGGCCGUGCCAUUAGGGGAGGGGCCACCGCCGCCGCCUUAUCCAUUUUCUUUGUUCUUCCACUAAGUGACGAUGAGAAAUAUUUUCUUUUCUUAGGAGGUCAAUUCCCAUAAUUUAUCCUACGUAUUUAUUAUUUUUCCAGCCUUUUGUUAUUUUUCUUGAUAACAAAAAAGAAAAAGAAAAAUCCAAACUACUCAUGUAUUCAUUAUCAUGUUUAAAGUUUUAGGGUUUGAAA